AUGUCUGAAAUUUAAUAACAAAUACCACAUAGUUCUAAAUUAGAUUAAGAAUCAGCUACUAAUGCUAAAAAUCACUUGUUAUUAGUUAAUGUAAUUAAUCUUGUGUAACUAAAAGAAUGUUACAGAGUUAUCUAAUGAAUUACUGUAAAGCUACAAACAAUAAAUUGAUCAAUUAAAAUAAGAGUUACAUCUAAUGAAGUAAAGGAUAACAAAUAAUAAUGAAGAAAUUAAGAAUACUACUUAACCAACUCUAGAUGCAAUGCUAAGAGAUUUAAGAUAAGUAAUUUAUAUAUUUAAUUAGGCAAUUAAUACUUAAAAAGAUGAGAAUUCUAAAUUGUAAAGCUAAAUCACAGAAUUAAAAAAAGAAAAGAGUCAAAUCUAAUAAUUGAUAAUAGCUGCAACAUAAAAAUUAGCAGAACUUGAAAAUUAAGUUGGAAAUUAUACAUCUGCUUGA
Molecule: messenger RNA, 454 nt
Organism: Paramecium pentaurelia
Lineage: Eukaryota; Ciliophora; Oligohymenophorea; Peniculida; Parameciidae
Source: the annotation of a GenBank genome assembly